UUACAGUGUGUGCAGCCUCGCCACCAUUUCCAUCACAUUACCCUUUGAGAAAAAGCAUUUCACUUCCCUGUUUUGGCUGAGUGCUCAGAUAAAUCGCUGUGCCGCUUCAUAAACCUGUUGGCGCAAGCUUGUCAAGAUGUUUGUGUGAUUUCUGUGACUUCAAACUAAAGUGAACUAAUGAGGGAUAACUUCUAUAGAAUGAUCAAAGCAUGAACCUGGACCUAAACUCCUCCAACAUGUCUGUGGAGUCCGGUGCCGAACGGCCCCAGCAGGGACCGGCGGAGUACCGCAUAGCGAGCCUGGUCUUCUACUGCUUUGUCUUCGUCAUAGGAGUCGUAGUGAACUCCUCAGCUCUAUGGGUGUUUUCUCUCACUACCAAAAAGAAGAACUCUGUCACCAUCUACAUGAUAAACGUGGCGGUGGUGGACCUCACUUUCAUCCUGCUGCUUCCCUUCAGAAUGGUUUACCACCACCAGGACUACUGGCCCUUUGGGGACAUUUUCUGCCGAAUCAGUGCCGCUCUCACUAUCUUUUACCCCUGCAUGGCUCUGUGGCUGUUCGCUCUGAUCAGCGCCGACCGCUACAUGGCCAUCGUCCAGCCGAAGCACAGCAAAGAGUUGAGGAACGUCCCGAAGGCUGUGGUGGCGUGUUUAGGGGUCUGGCUCAUGACUCUUGGCAGCUCCGUACCCCUGCUCUUCUCCCAGGACGAUCCCGAUCGCAUCUCCAAUUUCACCACCUGCAUCAAGAUGCAAGACAUCAUCUACAUGCGUCACGACAAUCUCGUCAACUUUGUGCGACUCAUCUUCUUCUUCCUGGUCCCCAUAUGCAUAAUGAUCGGCUGCUAUGUUGUCAUCGUGGAUAACCUGAUCCACGGCCGAACCUCCAAGCUCAAACCCAAAGUGAAACAGAAGUCAAUCCGGAUUAUCAUCACGCUGAUUGUCCAGGUGUUGGUGUGUUUCGUGCCAUUCCAUGUGUGUUUAGUGCUCCGUUUGGUGGGCAAUGGCAAAGAUGGCGGGUACAGCACGUGGGCGGUCUUCACCACAUUCCUGAUGAACUUGAGCACGGUGUUAGAUAUCAUCCUGUUCUACAUUGUCUCCAAGCAGUUCCAGGACCGGGUGAUCAGCGUGAUCCUGUACAGGAACUACCUGCGAAGUGUGAGGCGGAAGAGCAGGCACACACACACAGGCAGCCUCCGAUCGAUGAGCAACCUGACCGCGAUAAUAUGAAACAACCAUCAAACUUUUGUGUGUCAAACAGCAAACUGAUAUGCACGCUUUGGCACAAUGUAACACUGAAUGCUUCACUGUGUACAUGGUUCAUUAUCAAAAGGAUCAAAACUUGCAAUUAAUUUUCAAGGUGUAAUUUACACUCACAGUAUGGGAGUGCUGCUGUUGUGGCAAAAACAUCUGUGUUCAGAGCUGAUUGACUCACCCAUGAGACUUGAGAUGUUUUCUGUGCAUCUUUGCUCUGGCAGACAAAGCAUGAAUAUCUGUGGCUCAGGUGUAAUACAUGCAGGCGAAAAUAAAACUCAUAAUCAUAAAAAAAAAAAAAAACAGCCCACAGUAUUUCAGUGUUAGCUGUGUUAUGGUGCAUAUACACUGACACACUUCUGAGCCAUGUCAACCAACACCUAGCGCCUUUCUCCACGGGGGGAAACCAACAGGAAACAACGGUGGGUUCAGAAAGGUUGCUGCUUUUGUUUGGUCUCUGUAUCUGUAACUUUGUUUCCUCAGUGCUGCAUCAAACCUAAAUAUAGCUAUCAGUGCUGCAUGUCGUCAUGCACAUUCAAAUAAAUGAAGUAUGCUUGUCUGGUGUCACUUCACAGUGUCAUAUUUGUAGAGUUUAAGCCCAACCACUUGAUAGAAGACAUCAUUUUAGCACAAUCCACACUUGUUCUGAAAGUUGCUGUUAAAAAAGUGACCAGGUGAUGGCAGCAUGGCACAGCUAGAACCCAUCUACCUGCCAGAGCAAGACAAAACAGUGCUUUCUAUACCUUUAAAGUACAUUAAUGCUAUAUUUUUUUUAUCCCGAGCUUUAUAAUUCUUUAUACUUUUUUUGUUUCUGCCUUUUAUUGCAUUUUAACUAGCUUCAUAAAUGCAUAUAUUUCCCCUUUUUAUCCUGUGAUUUAACCAUUCCACCUCAUCACAGAGAAGUUGUUAACUACAGUCGUAACAGCUUCCUCGACCAGGAGUCGGACUUAAAGUGUGUUUAUGGUGCAAUGCGAAUCAUAUUGAUUAGAUGUUAAAUGAUUCAGCCACUUGAAGUGCAUUUACAGUAACAUCCUCAAGAGAUGUCAGCGAGGCUAUUUACUAGAUUUAAAGCAACCUUAACCUUAAAAGAGAAAACCUUUUCUGCACAGGGAGACUUUAAUGUCAGGACUCUCUGCUGAAAAUAUAAGCACCACGGUGUAAAAUCCUGCUAAUACUCCACAAUUUAUUCAUCAGACAAGAGAUGAGUUAGAAGAUUUGACAGUUCUAUUUCUAUGAGGAGAAUUUUUUAUUUAAAUUAAGAGUAAAAACUCAGGUUUAAAUG
Molecule: messenger RNA, 2532 nt
Organism: Centropristis striata (black sea bass)
Lineage: Eukaryota; Metazoa; Chordata; Actinopteri; Perciformes; Serranidae
Gene: gpr18
Product: G protein-coupled receptor 18
Exons: 3
Coding region: 210-1226 (338 amino acids)
Biological process (GO): positive regulation of Rho protein signal transduction; phospholipase C-activating G protein-coupled receptor signaling pathway
Cellular component (GO): membrane
Molecular function (GO): G protein-coupled receptor activity
Source: RefSeq, a predicted model, not a curated record